This is a messenger RNA of Lachancea nothofagi CBS 11611, 4623 nucleotides long. The record is from the annotation of a GenBank genome assembly. Lineage: Eukaryota; Fungi; Ascomycota; Saccharomycetes; Saccharomycetales; Saccharomycetaceae.
AUGAAUUCGACGAACUGUGAAUACGGCUUAAGGCCCUAUCCAGAUCAAACUACGAAUGCGUUAAAUCCGUGCUUUCUUUCAGCCGUCUCCCUAGGCCAUUCCAUGGUAUUUGGCAUUAUAGGCAUAUUUCAAUUAGUUCAACUGAUACAAGAAAAGCGAGUUCCACCCAAAUUCAAAUACUCAUCACUAUGGCGCUCUAUGUCCACGAAGCAUAUCAUGCAUCUAUCUAAUGUGGGUCUACAGGCAGUGCUGUUUCUCUGUCUAGUCGCGCUUUCCCCUUUAGAGUCGACAACCAGCAUUGCUAAACUUAGCGCUCUUUCACAACUAUUGUUUGUGCUGUUAAUAUCCGUACCAACCCAAACACUACAGUAUUACAAGUCUACAGCUUCUCUAGCCGGUCAGCUCUUCUACUACUCAACACAGUUUGUUCUCUUCGGCUACCAAAUUGGCCAAAGGGUAAGUCAUUUCCCAGAUACAAGGUUUAAUGUGUAUGGUGGUCAAUACGGAGCUAUACUCGAAAUUGCAUUAAUGUUGAAUGCGCUUUCCAUAUUUUCCUAUGAUUUGUUGUUUUUCAACCCCUCUAAAGAACUCAUCAGUUACUAUUCAGAGAACAAACUAUACCCUGAAUGCAAUAUCUUCGAAAACUUAACAUUUACGUGGAUGAACAAACUUAUUGUUCAGGUUUAUCAUGACGGCGAGAUCAAAGACCCUCACAAAAUGCCACUUCCCCCAAUCAAUCUGAAUGUCAAAGAAAAAGCCGGCCUUUUGAACGCUAAAUGGGAAAAGGAGAAGUGGAAAGGCAGAAAUUCCCUGUUGUGGGCUAUCAUACAUGCUUUUGGCAAAACUCUCGCUUUAGCCUUAACUUUUGAGAUUAUAAAGAACUUUAUGACUAUCCUUCAGCCUCAAUUGCUGAGAUUAUUCAUUGAUGAAUUUAACCAAGAUGAAAGUCGAUCUCAUCCAAUGAUAAAUGCUGUGUUUGUUGCUAUUGCCUUGUUCCUGAUGAAACUAAUCUCGACAUGUUUAUCCAAUCAGUUCUUUAUCACGAUUUUCGAGGCUGGAAUGGGAAUAAGAGGCUCACUGAUGACCAUGCUUUAUCAGAAAUCUUUAACUCUUUCCGCUGAGGCGCGUGAAGAAAAAUCGGCUGGUGAUAUUUUGAACUUAAUGGCUGUAGACGUUUUAAGGAUUCAGCGAUUCUUUGAAACUUCACAAGACAUAAUUGGCUCCCCGCUCGCUCUUGUCACCACAUUAAUAUCAUUAUACACAUUCUUAGGGUAUGCAACACUUGGUGGUGUUGUGGUGAUGGCUGUCAUGUUUCCAAUCAAUAGCUAUCUUUCUCGAAAAAUCAAGACCUACGUUAAGACUCAAAUGAAGUAUAAAGACGCUAGAAUCAAGACUGUCACAGAAAUCCUUAACUCAGUCAAAACUGUUAAGCUAUAUGCAUGGGAGGAGCCGAUGCUUAAGCGUUUGAACCAUGUUCGUAACGAUUUGGAGUUGGGUAGUGCAAAAAAAAUUGCGAUAGUAACAAAUUUGACGUUACUUGCUUGGAAUUGUGUUCCUAUUUUAGUGGCGUCCUCAACAUUCUUGAUAUACGCUAUUACCAUGAACAGGCCACUAUCUCCUGAAAUUGUAUUUCCCUCUUUAUCUUUGUUUGAUAUUUUGAACGAUUGUAUUUACACGAUUCCACGUACAAUCACGAAUUUCAUUGAGACCGGGGUGUCUUUAGGAAGGUUGAAAGACUUCUUUUUGGCUAAGGAACUUGACAAAUCAUUCAUACAACGUGAGAGCCUACCAAGAGACUCGAAGACUCCAGUGAUCGAAUUAAAUAAUGCGACAUUUCUAAGGAAAGCAUUCUCCAAGCCUUCGAAUGAUGAUUAUGAUGAAGAAGCUGCAAUCGAAACCUCCCGAGUUGCACUAAAAAAUGUUGAGUCCUUCAAGGUUUACAAGGGCCAGCUUGUUUGCGUUGUAGGUCGUGUUGGCUCUGGCAAAUCAACAUUCCUGCAUGCCCUGAUGGGUUUUUUGCCCUGUGUCAGUGGCUCUCGGCCUCAGCAGCCACCUAGUUUUCAUUUCAGAGCUAACUCAGUCGCUCUAUGUUCGCAGCAAGCUUGGAUCAUGAACGCGACAUUGAAAGACAAUAUCCUUUUUGGCCACAGGUAUGAUGAAGCGUAUUACAAUGCUACUGUGAGGGCCUGUCAAUUAGGCCCUGACUUGGAAAUUCUUGCCGACGGCGAUGAGACUUUAGUGGGAGAAAAAGGUAUCUCACUAUCAGGAGGGCAAAAGGCCCGUCUCUCUUUGGCAAGGGCUGUUUAUUCUCGGGCCGAUGUCUAUCUUUUGGAUGAUAUCUUAAGCGCUGUUGAUGCACACGUUUGUAAGCUCAUCAUAGACCAGGUUUUGAGCAAAAGUCAGGGACUUUUGAAGAACAAGACUGUUAUAUUGACAACUAAUUCCACCUCCAUCUUGAAGCACAGUAACAACAUUUACGCACUCGAUGGUGGAGAGAUAGUUGAAAGUGGUACUCUUGAUGAAGUUUCUAAGCGAGAUGCAAGUUCUAAGCUUAAAGCUUUGAUAAGCGGCUUCGAUUCUUAUUCCAAACGAGAAGAAAGUGAUGACACUUCUAAGGAACAGAAAGCCUUAGUCGCGGAUAAAGACGUAGAGCACUAUGAUGUUGAGGAAGAUAUUGGGCUUGUAGAUCCGGUUGAAGGAGAAAAUGCAGUGUCUACGGCUCUUCAAUCUCGGAAAGCAUCUAUGGCUACAUUAAGGCCACGCAAGAUUAUCGAUAUAAACGCAGACAACAGAAAGACGAAGCAAAAGGAAGAGAAAAAGGAGCGUGGGAGAGUCAAAACUAAAGUAUACGUUGCAUAUUUGAAGGCAUGUGGCAUCUCCGGGGCCGUGAUCUUCCUGAUAUUUCUGAUAUUUUCAAGAUCACUGUUGAUUGGCGAAAACUUUUGGUUGAAGCAUUGGUCAGAGGAUAAUCAGAAGAACGGCGAAAACGACAACAUCGGAUACUAUGUGGGAAUUUACAUUUUCAUUUCUUUGGCUGCUGCUUGUUUCAACAAUGCUAAAAAUGUAAUUUUGCUUCUAGUUUGCUCUCUUAGAGCCUCAAGGAAACUGCAUGAUGCCAUGGCCAUUGCAGUUCUACGCAGCCCCAUGAGCUUUUUUGAGACGACUCCUGUCGGCCGCAUUAUUAACAGGUUUUCCAGUGACAUGAAUUCUGUGGACGACAAUGUUCAAUAUGUCAUCAGCUUCUUCUUACUUUCGGUUCUCGACUAUGUUAUUGUUAUAGUCGUUAUUGGAUGCCAAGUUCCUCUAUAUUUGGUCGUCAACGCUGCUUUGCUGGUCCUGUAUUUGUAUUACCAAGUUUACUACGUGACUCUAAGCAGAGAGUUAAAACGCUUGAUGAGUACAAGCUUUUCUCCCAUAAUGUCGAUGUUGAGCGAGACGCUUGCAGGUCAUAUGGUUAUAGAUGCUUUCGACCAUUUCGAACGCUUCGAUUACCUCAACCUUCAAAAUGUUCAGUUCAACAUCAAUUGUGUCUUCAACUUUCGUUCCACUAACAGAUGGUUGUCUAUAAGGCUAGAAUCUAUCGGAGCUUUCAUGAUAUUGACAGUAGGUCUGUUGUCACUAGCAACAAUGGCAGGAGACAAGGCACUUACGGCAGGUAUGGUUGGCCUGUUAAUGAGCUGUGCUCUGCAAGUCACGAAUCGACUUAUGUGGAUUGUGAGGAUGUCAGUUCAAUUAGAAACGAACGUCGUCUCAGUUGAGCGGAUCGUGGAAUAUUGCGAUUUGCCACCUGAAGCCCCUGCGGUCAUUGAAAACUGCAGGCCUGAAAAGAAUUGGCCAAGCCAAGGUUACAUUCGGUUUGAUAAUUAUUCUACUCGUUAUAGGUCCAAUCUUGAUCCAGUCUUGAAGAGCUUGAGCUUGGAAAUCAAACCUCAAGAGAAAAUAGGAAUUGUUGGAAGGACUGGUGCUGGAAAAUCUACUCUAUCACUUGCAUUAUUUCGAAUUCUGGAGGCUACUGAAGGAGCCAUUGUCAUCGAUGGCGUUGACAUAAGCAAAAUUGGGUUAGCUGAUUUAAGAACAAACCUAGCUAUCAUUCCACAAGACGCGCAGGCUUUUGAAGGUACGGUUAGAUCAAACCUGGAUCCUUUCGAAGAAUACGAGGACGAGGAAAUUUGGAAAGCUUUGGAGCUCUCGCAUUUGAAACCUCAUAUAGUAAAAAUGGCUGCUGAAGAAGAGGAGGGGGACAAAAAAGGCAACCUUCUAGAAACAAAAAUCAAUGAGAAUGGAAGUAACUUGUCAGUUGGUCAGAGGCAGUUAUUGUGCUUAUCUAGAGCGCUUUUGAAUCGCUCUAAGAUCCUUAUUUUGGAUGAGGCAACGGCUGCUGUUGAUUCUGAAACAGACGGCUUGAUUCAAGAGACCAUAAGAGCAGAAUUCAAGGACCGUACUAUUCUCACUAUAGCUCACCGUAUCGACACUGUCUUGGACAGUGACAAGAUUAUGGUCUUGGAUAGAGGCGAGUUGAAGGAAUUUGAUACUCCAUCAAGUUUGCUAGCCAACAAAAACUCGAUUUUUUAUAAUCUGUGCGCCCAAGGUGGGUAUUUGCAGAGAUCUGCAGAGCAACAAUAA